This is a messenger RNA of Cylicostephanus goldi, 1113 nucleotides long. NCBI's taxonomy places the organism in Eukaryota, Metazoa, Nematoda, Chromadorea, Rhabditida, Strongylidae. The record is from the annotation of a GenBank genome assembly.
UUGGUAUUUUGUAGUUAUCUGUCAUCUCAUCUAUUCUUGAAAUUGGAGCAAAUUCGUCGCACUGUUGGUAACAGAAUACUUUUGGCUGGCUGCAACUACCCCUCUGGUCUGCAUAACAACCAUCCAUCUUAUAAGUCAAUGUAUUUGGACGAUGAGUCAAUCAGAGAUGGUGUUUGGCUACUUACCACUGCCCUGCGCGCUUCCAAUUCUGGAUGGAAGCCAGUCGAUGAUGCACGAAAAUUAGGCUUGAUUAGGACCUUGUUUGGGGUGAUCAUACUUACUCAUGAGCUCGGUCAUACUGGAAGGUUCGAGACUGCUUUGAAUGCCCUCAAGACGUUGUGGUUAUGCUCAUGCCUUCCUAAAGUACAACUGGAAUUUUGUGAACCCAUGCGUUUACCGAAUGGUAACGACUCCGAUGGAAUCCAGAUCUUGAUGGAGAUCAUAGGCAAUGUCAUUCUCAAUGAUGCGGACAUAAAGAUAGCCGCCCUCAACGUCUUGAUCAACUGCAUCUCAGUUCCGGAAGAAAUGACCAAAUCGCGAAAUGAGAGCACCGACAAGAAGGAGAAGGACAAGGACGGAAGACGCAGUAGAAGCGCCUUCAGCAAUUUUCAGAUGAAAGAGCAUUGCGAAAAAAUUUGGGCAACCACUCGAAAGUAUAAUGGAAUCAAUAUACUUCUUACUGCUGUCCGCGUCAAUAGCCCCAUAGCCGACGCCGACCAAACACGUGCUCUAGCCUGCCGCGCCCUGCGAGAAUUUUCUAAGUGGGAGCCCAUUCGACAGAUCCUUUCAAAGCUCCCGUUUAUCACAGGCAACGAAUUACAAGCACUUAUGCGACAACCUGUGAUGCUAGAGAAACGAUCUGAGCAUUUGAAAUUCUGUGAGGAAGCGAGACAAUUGAUUGAGACUGUCACCCAACGGCCAAUGAUAGAUCAGUUAGCGAAUCCGAAAGAUCUUUCACAGGAUCGUUUAUGGAAAUCCCAUGUGAUAGCAAAUACGCGAGUUUCUUACAACGAAAAGGAGCUCCUACAGUUGAUUCAUGAUCAUCUUGUAAGGAAAGGCCUUCAUGCAACUGCUUCACAAUUGGUAACAGAGGCCGAACUGCCCGAUGUGCCU